CCUCCCACGACUUCAAUUCCCAUAAUGCAAUAAACAGACGGCGCACUUCCGCACAUACGUGGCUUUUUCUUGUGCGGCACUGUCGGACACAUCAUACAACAUGGAGCUGGAAACUAUGACGAGAUACACCAGCCCGGUGAACCCGCAGGUGUUCCCCCAUCUGACCGUAGUGCUGCUGGCCAUCGGAAUGUUCUUCACAGCCUGGUUCUUCGUAUAUGAAGUGACGUCGACCAAAUACACACGGGACGUGUACAAGGAGCUCCUCAUCUCGCUGGUGGCCUCGUUAUUCAUGGGCUUCGGCGUUCUCUUCCUCCUGCUCUGGGUUGGGAUAUACGUCUGAAGGUUACACAACGGUGGUGUGGUCCAGAGGAACAUUCCUGCGGCGCUGGUGCCGACCCAGUUUGGUUUCCCGGUGCCUGUCGUCACUCUGGGCUGUGCCACUGACACUGGGUUCUGGGCUGGACUUUGCACUGACAAAGGGGCGGGGAUUAGGGUUCUGCAUUCACAAAUAAAGACAGAUUUCGUACAAAAAAAACA
Engraulis encrasicolus (European anchovy) is the source of this 537-nucleotide messenger RNA. RefSeq names its product transmembrane protein 258 (gene tmem258). Gene Ontology annotation, biological process: protein N-linked glycosylation. The record is from RefSeq and is a predicted model, not a curated record. Gene Ontology annotation, cellular component: membrane-bounded organelle. The transcript is spliced from 4 exons. NCBI's taxonomy places the organism in Eukaryota, Metazoa, Chordata, Actinopteri, Clupeiformes, Engraulidae. The coding region runs from base 101 to 340 and encodes 79 amino acids.